AUACAGUAAGCGCAUUGCCGACCUUAAGGAAUGUCGAGAAGAAGCUACUUCGAAAAGUGGGAACUUACACCGAGAGAGGCGUCUCUUCCUGAGGAGCACGGUGAAGGAACUCAGCAUCAUCCUCGCCGAAGAACCUGGCCUGCUGGGACCCAAGAUCCUCUUCGUCUUCAUGGCUCUGUCGUUUUCCCGCGAUGAGAUUUCUUGGCUCGUACGUCACGCCGAAAACAUCACCAAAACCAAGAGUCCGGAAGACUACGUGGACAGUAACAUCGCCGAGUUGAUGUUUGUGAUGGAGGAACUGCGAGGGCUGCUGCACAAGUACAAGAAGAUAAUUCAACGUUACUUUGUCCUGUAUCUGGCCCACUUCGAUGCAGUUGUUCUCAAUGAAACAAUUCAGAACCUCUCUGUUUGUCCUGAGGAAGAGUCUGUGAUUAUGUCAUCCUUUGUGAAUAGUAUGACGUCGCUGAAUAUCAAACAAGUUGAAAAUGGAGAGGAAUUUAAUUUCAAAGGAUUCCGACUGGAUUGGUUUCGGCUCCAGGUAAGGAUCUGACGGGAAUAGCCCUCC
This is a messenger RNA of Chiloscyllium plagiosum (whitespotted bambooshark), 565 nucleotides long. NCBI's taxonomy places the organism in Eukaryota, Metazoa, Chordata, Chondrichthyes, Orectolobiformes, Hemiscylliidae. The record is from RefSeq and is a predicted model, not a curated record.